CUUUUAUAGUUAACGGAGCGCAGAGCGGCUGUUUUCCGGGUUCACACUCACUCAGCAUGUAGAGGAGGCGGACCGCAGGGAGACACCUGGACCACCGCGGACACGCCGAGCCAAAACACGGUAUCGAUCAGCUGACAUCGAUCAGCUAUCAUUGAAGCAUGGGGAACCUGAUCAAGGUGUUAACCAGAGACAUCGACCACAAUGGAGGAAACUUCUUCCUGGACUUUGAGAACGCUCAGCCCUCGCAGUCGGAGACGGCGGUGUGGGAGGAAGUGAACCAGGUGCUGACGGAGUCUCGGGUCAUCCUGGAAGACCUGCAGUCGUACAGAGGAGCAGGAGAGGAAAUACGACAGGCCAUCCAGAGUCCUGGUGUGGAGGGGGUCCAGGAGAAGGCCUGGUCAGCUGUGGUUCCUCUGGUGGCUAAACUCAAAACCUUCUACGAGUUCUCCCAGAAGCUCGAGUCCAGUCUGCGAUGUCUCCUGGACGUCCUCACCAGCUCCGCUUCGACUCCCACUCAGCAUCUGGAGCAGAAACAGGCUCUGGCUCGUCAGUUCGCCCACAUCAUGCACUUCACGCUGCGCUUCGACGAGCUCAAGGUCUGCUCACGCUGCUCUGCACCUCCUGCUCCUCCUCCUCCUCCUCCUCCUGCAUCUCCUGCUCCACCUCCUGCACCUCAUGUUCCUCCAGCAUCUCCUGCUCCACCUCCUGCACCUCAUGUUCCUCCUCCUGCAUCUCCUGCUCCACCUCCUGCUCCACUUCCUGCUCCACUUCCUGCUCCUGCUCCACCUCCU
This is a messenger RNA of Micropterus salmoides (largemouth bass), 791 nucleotides long. RefSeq names its product CYFIP-related Rac1 interactor B-like. Gene Ontology annotation, biological process: regulation of actin filament polymerization; positive regulation of T cell activation. The annotation marks the transcript as partial. Gene Ontology annotation, molecular function: small GTPase binding. The record is from RefSeq and is a predicted model, not a curated record. Lineage: Eukaryota; Metazoa; Chordata; Actinopteri; Centrarchiformes; Centrarchidae. The transcript has 5 exons.